This is a messenger RNA of Cryphonectria parasitica EP155, 1770 nucleotides long. RefSeq lists its product as uncharacterized. Lineage: Eukaryota; Fungi; Ascomycota; Sordariomycetes; Diaporthales; Cryphonectriaceae. Gene Ontology annotation, cellular component: membrane. Gene Ontology annotation, molecular function: lipase activity. The coding region runs from base 511 to 1503 and encodes 330 amino acids. The transcript has 3 exons. The record is from RefSeq and is a predicted model, not a curated record.
CUUGUGACUUGUCUAUUUUAGACAAGCAAGUACUAUUUGGAGUACCUUGGCCUAUUGUUUCCUCCUCGAGGCCGCUUUUGGGCUCCUGCUCGGUAUCCAGGGCUCGCAAACCAGAUCAAUCUUGUGUGCGGUCGAGACACGGGGAAAGUUCAUCGCCAAAUCAAGUGCAGUAAACGAGCGGGCCGGACCCUUCUCCAGUGGAGACUUGGGAGUAACGCACAAGCACAGCAGCAACAACAGCACUUUGGAGGUCAGAACAGCCGCAGUGGGAGCUUCGAAGGCGAGAAUUUAUAACUCAACCAGCAGCACUUAGAGAUCAAGUCCCCAAAGAAACCAACUCCUUCUUAAAAGAGGUCGAGUCUCUCUCUCUUUACCUUGCUGUGCUCCUUAUAUAUAUCUCCUUCUCGGAGACUACAUUUCUUCCACACUAUAUUAUCAACUCCAAGAACGAAGGCGGCGAGGUCUGCCCCAGCUCACCACCACCACCAUCAUCAGCCAAGCAUCUGCGGCAUGGUUCAAGAGAUAGAGGGCGAGUUCCAGGUUGGGAACGUUCGCCUGUACAGGAAGACAUGGCUCCCCGACGAUGCUACGCCUACCGUCGCUAAACUCGUCUUUAUCCACGGCUUCAGUGACCAUCUCGGCCGGUACUAUGGCUUCUUCCCCUUCCUCGCCUCCUCCGGCAUUGCCGUUUACGGCUUCGACCAGCGAGGCUGGGGCCGUUCUGUCCGCCGGCCCGCCGAACGCGGCCUGACGGGCCCGACUAGCCAGGUCCUCAGCGACAUCGCCGCCUUCAUCACGCAGGUGGCCAUCCCCGCGCCGCCCACGGCCUCCACGCCGCUAUUCGUCAUGGGCCACAGCAUGGGCGGCGGCGAGGUGCUGGCGCUGGCGAGCACGCCUGAGUACGCCGCCAGCGUGGUGGCGCCCGUGCGCGGGUGGCUUCUCGAGGCGCCCUUUGUGGCCUUUGACGACAAGGAGAAGCCCAGCGCGCUCAAAGUCUUUGCAGGCCGGCUGGCGGGCCGUGUCCUUCCUCAUAUGCACCUCGCCAACCCGAUCCCCGUCGAGUACCUGUCACGCGACCCGGCCGUCCAGCAGAGCCUGCAGGAGGACGAACUGUGCCACGACACGGGCACGCUCGAGGGCCUGGCGGGGCUCCUGGACCGCACGGCCGACCUGGCGAGCGGGAAGCUGAAGCUGAGCCCCAAGGUGAAGAGCCUGUGGAUCGGGCACGGCGACAAGGACAUCGCGACGAGCUAUCCUGAGAGCAAGAAAUGGUUUGAUCGGCAGACGCAGGUGGAGGACAAGACGUUCAAGACCUACGAGGGAUGGCUGCACCAGCUGCAUGCCGACGUGGGCAGGGAGGAGUUCUAUGAGGACGUCAAGGCGUGGAUCCUGAAGAGAAUCGAUGGUGGUGAUGUGAAGGGGAGUGCAGGAGGCGAGGUGUCCAAGGACGAUGAGAAGAAGGGCGACGAGGAGGAGGAGGGUAAGGUGGACUCUAAGCUAUAGUGUCUUUGCUUCUUCCUGCAGGUCAACACAACUCAAAGAUCUCGAAUCUCGGGCAUCUCGUUUAUGUCUUGCCGGGCAGAAAGGUGGAUCAGGGAGCCACUCGAGAAGGCGCUAUGGAUCCCUUCAGGCUGUUAUCUGGUGGGAAACAUGACUGGGCAUCACGUUUUGGCAUCAUACGUUUCUUAAUACUAUGGGGGCUCUUUUCUGCCAAUGACUUACAAGCAAUACAGUUUGUCAUGGCCCUUCAAAGCUCAGCACUCUCAGAUC